AUGUUUUGGUACAUUUGGCCUUUGCGUUUUUUUUUUUCAGGGAAUCGAUUAGUUAGUCAACAACCCAUUAAUUCUGAAGAAGUUCGCUUGCAAUUUCAGUCUGAAAGGUCCGAAACAAUCGGUUCAGACAACGUCGACAAUUACAAUCCGAAUCCAGCGGAUAAAAAUACAAACAAAUUAGGAAAAAGAAAAGAGGUAAAAGAAAAGGAUAAACUUCGGGAGGAUUUGUCUAGUGAUGAAAAUGAUAAGGAUUCCGGUAGGAGACACGAUAGAGACUCAGAUUAUUAUGAUAAAAGGGAUAGAAAUUGGGAAAGGGAAGAUUCGUCGGGUGAAAGAUACAAUGACGAGCGUGAAAGAAGAGUGAAAGAAAGGGAUCGAAAAGAUUGGGAUAGGGAAAAAAGAAAAGAAUCACCGGGGAAAUACAGAGAAGAUAAGAAUAGAAGGAGAGAAUACAGAGAGGAUAGGAGAAGACAUAACGAAAAUCGGGACCGAGAAAGAGAUAGAGAUAGAGAUAGGGAUCGGGAUAGGGAUAGAGAUCGCGAUCGAGAAAGAGAGAGAUAUCGUGAUAGCGACAGAGGGUACAACUACAGUCCGGCCUAUUACAAUUAUUACUAUCAAUAUUACGAAAAUUUAAGGAGAACAAAUCCGGCUGCUUACGCCGAAUGGUUCCGUAAAUAUUAUGCUCAUUCACAACAGGGAACAUUCGAUGGAACGUACACCGAUGACAGAGGUAGCGUUCACUCGGGUCGGAGCUCAGCAAACGAUGAAAAUAAAGACCGAAAGUUAGAUUCGUCUCUGCAAAUGGAGUCGAUACAAAGGUUAACGCCGGCAAAAUUCACAACAGCACACGUAAAAGGAAGUCUCACUCCGAGAGGACAAUUGCUUAAAAUUUUGGCUCACUAUCCGCUAGACGGUCAACCCGCCAUUUUAGAAAUCCACGAGAAUUUAAAUUGUUUCGAAAAUGUUAGAAAGGAAUUCUUAAACUUUCCGGGACCUUUAAUAAAGGGCGUGACUCAUAAAAAUAACAUUCUAAGAUAUUGUAAAAGUAAAAUUAAAGAAGCCGAUAAUGAUCCGAAUAUUUACGACAAAGAAUCUUACAAACUCAUUUGGGAACUCCUCAUGCUGUUAAUACGACAAAAUGGAACCGUAGUUGGAACCGACAUAGCAGAAUUAUUAAUGUGCAAUCGCAGUGCAUCCGUUUCACGACAACAAUCAACCGGAGCACAAUCCACUCCAUCAGAUGAUGGAGCGCAAUCAGAUUUAACCGAAGAAGAAAUCACGAAUCAGUUUAGAGAUUAUUUAAUUUACGGAAAUACAAAAGAGGCUUUAGAGUGGGCAAUGAAAAACGGUUUGUGGGGCCACGCAUUGUUUUUGGCUUCGAAAAUGGAUCAAAGGACUUAUGCAAGCGUAUUAACUCGUUUUGCAAACGGUUUGAAAAUGAAUGAUCCUCUUCAAACGUUAUAUCAAUUGAUGUCCGGCAGACAACCGGCUGCCGUAACGUGUUGUGCUGAUGAAAAAUGGGGCGACUGGAGACCUCACUUGGCUAUGAUACUUUCUAAUUCCACGGCUAGACCGGAUUUAGACGUAAAAGCUGUUACCACAUUGGGAGACACUUUGGGUUCGCGUGGAAAUUUACACGCGGCUCAUUUUUGCUAUCUGAUGGCUCAAGUGGAAUUCGGUACAUUUUCACAGAAAACAAGCAAAAUUGUUCUCAUUGGAUCUUCUCACACUUUACCCUUUCAACAGUUUGCUAGUAACGAAGCCAUAUUUGCAACUGAAAUUUUUGAAUUUGCUUGUAGUUUAGCCGAUCCUGACUUUGCGCUACAUCACCUUCAAGUUUAUAAGUUAAUCAUGGCAAAAAGGUUGGCCGAAGUCGGCUUGUUGCCGGAAGCAGUUCAUUACGUCGAAGUCAUUGCGAAUACGAUCGCGAAAUUUCCCGCUAAAUAUCCGCCAUAUUUCAUUCAAGAAGUUUACAAUUUGGGAAGCAUGUUGAAAUAUUACGAUCCCGUUUAUAAUAGCAGCGAAGGAAGUAUUAACGAUCCAGAAUGGCUCCUUCAGUUGUCUAGCGUUUUAAAUGAUUAUCAAGGAAUUCAAAGUUUACCUUUAGAUCAGACUCAGUCCUUGGAUCCAGCCAACGAUACAAGACAAUGGCAAAAUCAGCAAGACGUUUAUUACGAACAACAGUCUCAACAGCAACAGCAACCCCAAUGGCAUCACUGGAAUCAACUUCAACCGAGCGUCACGGAUCCGUCGGAUUUUCAACAGCCGAACGAAAACGAAUAUUUAUCCGGAUUAGGAGUGGAAACAACGGAUGGAAGUCAAAAUCACUCGAUUUAUAAUUAUUACGACAUGAAUAGAAAAGAGAAAUCCGAAAAGUCAGAAUCUGUAAGUACAUCAACCCUAUUAAUAUCAGACUCCCAUCGAUGUCACUCGGCGCCAAAAUUGACCAAACAAUUAUCUCUUUCUCUCGGACCUUCAGUUAAGCAAACGAAAAAAUCGUUGAAAUAUUUAAAAACCCCCCACUUGUUUCCUUUAUUCAAUUAUUCGCGUGAUAAACUUGUUUAUUCGGAUUUGUCGUUGAAUAAUAAUAAUAAUAAUAAUAAUUCAAAAUUGAAAUGUCUCACCGUGCCGAAUCCGAAUUAUUUUAUUAACGUGAGAGAUAGAAAAGAAAGUUCGUCGUCGAAUCACACGGACAACGAAGAUUCAAACAACGAAGAGGUUUCGCUGAGAAACAUCCAAAUGGACAAAAUAAAAAAGUUCAAAUCUAGAUUCAAGGAAAAAAAAUAUUUGAGUCAAGAUUUUGGCGGAAGUUCGGAAGAUUCAAGAGACGUAGACGAAGCUGGCAAUUCGGACGAUUUCAAUUCGUUCAGUGAAAAAUUCAAUUAUAAGGAAAAGAACAAGAAAAGAAAAUCUCUGUCGUUGUGGUGCCUUCAAAGAGCGAACGAUAAUUAUAAAAUUGUUGAUGCGUUCGGAGAAGACAGUAGAGAAACGGAGAAAAUAUCCGAAAGUUCCGACGUGGCAGAAUCACCCGAUGACGUAUUUUUAAAUAAACCGAUGAAAAAAGUAGUCAGAGCCAGACGUGGAAGUAGACUGUUUUUGAAAGACUACUUGGACGACAACAAUUCCGACUCGGAUGUUUAUUUUAAUAAGAAAAAAAAAUACAACGCGGGUUUGCUCACGCGAUUCAAAUCGGAAAAUUCUCAUUUGUUGCGUAAUGGGAGAAACGUCGCGAAUCAGGAAAUUGUCGACAAAUCGGCUUUGUGGCGACAAAGCACGGCCGAAACGGCGUCCAUGCUCGCAUUCAAUUCUCGUAAACUUCCGCGAAGUUUCGAAAUAUACGGGAAAAAUCUCAGUAAAAAACUUUUGAUGAAUUUGAAAUUCAAUUUGUUCGGGAAUUCCGGAAGGUCGGAAAAGCGAGAGAUGAUUAUCGGGCAAAGGCCGAUCGUUUUCGGCGGUACAUUUCCCAUAGACAUGCCACUCGGCGGCGACACGAGAAAUCGUAUCGUGAUCGAAAAAGACGUGACCGAUAAAGUCAUACCCAUGUCAGAAGUUCGAACCUACGAAAUAGACGUGCCUUUAAGUGACGGCGAAACAAAAUCGGAAAUUACUUCCGCGAGAGAAAAAAGCACGAGUAGUAGUGGUGCGGCCAUUAUAUACGUUUUCCGAUAUUGUGGUUUUCCGUCGGAACAACAAGCGGUGCCGACGAUACAUCAAACGCCUUUGACCGGAAACAAACAGCGUACGACGAGUCAAUCGUCAGUAGAAGAUAGAAUAGGAAAUGACGCGACGAAAUCGAGAGGAGUUAAAAAGGAUGGUAACAAACACAAUCGAAGUUCCGGUUCCUGGUUCGGUGGAAUAUGGAACAAGUUACCCUUCCGGCCUAAAAAUCAAAUGAUAUUACCAGACGAUAAAAAUCCGUCGAUCGUGUGGGAUUCAGAUAAAAAUCGUUGGGUUAAUUUAAAUUCAGACGAAGAUGAUUCCGUGUCUGCGAUUCCUCCUCCUCCGAAAGCUUCCGAUUUAGCCGGGGAAAACAUUCCGAAACUCUCACCCGGAGUCGUGCCGUCUAAUUCAAACACGUCGUUCAAUUCUCAUUCGGGUUUAAAGUCGAAUUACGUUGACGUAUUGAGCAAAGGAUCGGCGACGACACCGAGUCCCGCUGUCGCUCCUCCCGAUUUAUUUCCAACAAUGAAUUAUUCUUCUCAGAUACCGACAAACUAUUUCAUUCCAGCUCCGGGUAAGCAACCGUGA
Molecule: messenger RNA, 4248 nt
Organism: Pediculus humanus corporis (human body louse)
Lineage: Eukaryota; Metazoa; Arthropoda; Insecta; Psocodea; Pediculidae
Exons: 20
Coding region: 1-4248 (1415 amino acids)
Biological process (GO): Golgi organization; COPII vesicle coat assembly; autophagy
Cellular component (GO): ER to Golgi transport vesicle membrane; endoplasmic reticulum exit site
Source: RefSeq, a predicted model, not a curated record